UGCGGCCACUCAGGAAGUUACACCUGCAACGCUGUGGCGAGUUUGGGAAGAAACUUCUUCACUUUUGAAGGCCAAACAUACCAACAAUUAAAGGGAACAGAGAUGGGUACCAGGAUGGCUCCCUCGUAUGCCAACCUAUUUAUGGGUCGCUUAGAGGAAGCCUUCUUGGUUACCCAAGCCUGCCAACCCAAAGUUUGGUACAGAUUUAUUGAUGACAUCUUCAUGAUCUGGACUCAGAGUGAAGAAGAACUUCAGAAUUUUCUCUCCAACCUCAACUCCUCUGGUUCCAUCAGAUUCACCUGGUCCUACUCCAAAUGCCAUGACACUUUCCUUGACGUUGACCUCCAUCUGUCCAAUGGCCAGCUUCACACAUCUGUCCACAUCAAACCCACCAACAAGCAACAGUAUGUCCAUUAUGACAGCUGCCACCCAUUCCAUAUCAAACAGUCCCUUCCCUACAGCCUAGGCCUUCGUGGCAAACGAAUCUGCUCCAGUCCUGAAUCCCUGAACCAUUACACCAACAACCUGAAAACAGCUUUCGCAUCCCGCAACUAUCCUCCCAACAUGGUACAGAAGCAAAUAACCAGAGCCACUUCCUCAUCCCCUCAAACCCAGAACCUCUCACAGAAGAACCCCAAAAGUGCCCCACUUGUGACAGGAUACUUCCCGGGACUGGAUCAGACUCUGAAUGUGGCCCUCCAGCAGGGAUACGACUUCCUAAAAUCCUGCCCCGAAAUGAGAUCCAUCCUUCAUGAAAUCCUCCCCACUCCACCAAGAGUGUCUUUCCGCCGUCCACCUAACCUACGCAACCUAUAGGUUCAUUCUUAUGAAAUCCCCAAACCACCUUCCCUACCCUCUGGCUCCUACCCUUGUAACCGCCCCCAGUGUAAAACCUGUACUCUCCCACCACCACCUACUCCAGUCCUGUAACCCGGAAGGUGUACACGAUCAAAGGCAGAGCCACGUGUGAAAGCACCCACGUUAUUUACCAACUGACCUGCCUACACUGUGACGCUUUCUAUGUGGGAAUGGCCACCAACAACCUGUCCAUUCGCAUGAAUGGACACAGGCAGACAGUGUUUGUUGGUAAUGAGGAUCACCCUGUGGCUAAACAUGCCUUGGUGCACGGCCAGCACAUCUUGGCACAAUGUUACACCGUCCGGGUUAUCUGGGUACUUCCCGCUAACACCAACCUAUUCGAACUCCGGAGAUGGGAACUUGCCCUUCAAUAUAUCCUCUCUUCCCGUUAUCCACCAGGCCUCAAUCUCUGCUAAUUUCAAGUUGCUGCCACUCAUACCUCACCUGUCAUUCAACAUCAUCUUUGCCUCUGCACUUUUACCUCGACUGACUUCUCUGCCCAAACUCUUUGCCUUUAAAUAUGUCUGCUUGUAUCUGUGUAUGUGUCAGCCAGGUAGUGGGGUGGUGCACCAUCUUGCACGAAGUAAACAUUUCAUUCCCGGUCAUCUUCAUUGAUCUAUGGUACCAAAAAUUGUUGUAACGUAUCCAGGUACACUAUCCUGUUGAUGGUUCUCUCACGGAAGUAAAAGGGGCCGUACUAUUUGUUCAGUUUAAGGCUAUCACAAACAUGUUGCAAUGUUUGAUGUGGAUUUUCAUUGCCCAAAGUCCUACAGUUAUGUGCAUUAACCUUGCCACUUAAGUGAAAAGUCGACUCGUCAGAAAAGAUGUCCGAGAAAUGUUCAUCCUCUUGUAAUCAAUUUAACGUACCCGCACAGAAGUUCUUGCAAACAAUUUUAUCAGUAUCUUUUAUUGCAUGAACGAUUGUCAAUCUGUACAGUUUCAAUUGCAAACGGUUUCUCGAUUUGCAGUUCGCGAGAUGCACGACGGGUCGAUUUUGUAGGACUGUUGAUAAAACAUUGUUUCACUCUUCACUCGCUCGGCGAUGUCGUCAGAUGUGCUUGGACAACCUGAUGUAUUCCUGUGUCUUACUGAGCACCCUGUUUCUACAAAACAUUUAUGCCACUCAUAAAUUGUAGGCCUACUAGGAUCAUUAGCAUACUUGGUAUUGAAAUUAUGCUGAACUGUUGUUGCUGACUUUGAUUCUUCAAGCCAAACCAAACAGCUAGCACACUCAGGUGCAGUGAAGGCAGCCAUCUUUAUCGCAACUGCCUCUAGCACUUUUUACGGUGUGAUUCCGCACUAGCAAACUGUGCGAGACAAACCUUGAUGUAUUUCCCUACAAUCACCUCUGUACUAUGAAUUAAUAUAUAUGAAUUUUCAAAGUUGUAUAGUCUGAAACACCCUGUAUAAGGAGCAGAUGACUCUCCUUGUCUUCUUUGAAUGUGUAUUCCUAACUGUGCACACAAAUUGUGUGUGCAGAUGUCUCCUAUAGGAAAAAUGUUUGCGUCCUGUUCUCUCUCCUACUCAUUUGUUGUAGGUGUUAACAAUUGCAGUUUCUAAGCGCCAAAAGAAUAAUUUUUGACACAAUUUAUACAACCAGUUUGUAAUUCCACAACACAACAAGUACGGAUCAGCUCACUAACAUCUUGUUGGGGUAAGACAGACAUCCUUUGCAUAUUAGACUGAUAUGCACCCAUCUCAUAUUGCUGAAGUUUCUUCUUUUUGAGGUGGAAACCUUUCUUAUAUUUUAUAACUGUCUUUGUUUAGAUUUUCAUUUCAUGUAUUCCCUGAGCAAGUUUAGGGGUUGUGUAGAACCUGUUGUAGAUGUGAAAAACUAUACCAGUGCAGUGGCUUGCAGAUCACACAACCAUUUUCUGAGCCGCAGAGGGCAAACGUUCAGAGGCCCCACACUGUUUACUUUUUCUGGGUUAUAGUACUUGAAUUAAAUCCAGCCUUUGAAACUACCUUUGCUCUCAUGUACAGCCACAUUUCUCCCUAAAGUUAUUUAUAUCUAUUGUCUAUAUAUUUACUAAUGAACUUCCCUUUCCCUUUCUAAAAUGCAAAUUCCUGUGAGUUGCAGCAGGAGAAGCUAAAUGCACCAGACUGUAUGUCUGCAAGAACUGCAGACAAGAGAAAUAUCUUUGAAGAAUAGAAUUUGAUCUAGCCAAUUCAGUAAAAUAGACAUGUAAUUCCACCUUAAAAUUCACCAGCCUGUUCAUUGUAACACUAGAGAAUGCCUUUAUUUCUUCUGCCGAAAGAUCUUUCCCGGAAUACCAGUUCAAUGGUUUUUGUCAGUGGUGCGACCUUCCUUACUUUCGCCGUUAAGUAGGUGUUUUUUGUGGUCACGAUUUUGAUAAGAUCGUCAGUUGAGUAAGUAAAUUCGAGGGUAGGUGAAAGGCGUGGCUCCACCAUCCCACAUAGGAUCCUCCCUAGAGAACACUCUCCAAUAUUGCAGAUUGUGAGAAAUUUUUAAAACUUACAAUAGGCGAACAGCUGAACACCGUCCUGGGCACGACGUUAAACUGCCCCCCAACCCAAGGUGUGGUGCGACCCGUGCCGAGGGGUGCGUGGCACAGGGGAGCUGUGCCUCGAACGGGGCCUCUGGGAUACCGGGCGCCCUCCCAGAGUAUCCAGCCUAGCCCGGGCACGCGGGGCUCUGCCCGGGUGGUCCACACUUUCCUCAGCGUCUCGUGGGAUCAUAAAGAAAAAAUCUGAAAUUAGCUCCAAACGAGCAGAUGCCAGGAAUUCCAGGGGACCUCACUGUGAGGCGACCCGGGAUUCAGAACAGACUAAGUGUGAACUUGGCACGAGGGGACCUCGAGAUCAGGUGACCUCGGGCCUCGUAGGUGAUAAAGACACAGUUGCAGAGGGAGAUUCUUCUAAACUCGCAACAGGGAGGACCUCAGCUGCCGUACUUGACACUGGGGAAACCGACCCGUCCAAAAACAGCUCAGAAGGAGCAGUUUCAGGAAGGGGCCACAUUGCUGCAGAGGCGGAGAUAUCGAACCUUGGAAAUAAGUGUGCACCAGACAUCCCCGUCACAAAGAGUGCAGAUACGGCUUCAGCAGAGAACUCUGAGAAUAUUUCAAAGGAACGACACGUGACGAAGGUUCCUGUGAAAGAAGAAAUGGAAACAUCGAGAGGUGAGAAUUCUGAACGGAUGGAAGAACACAAUGAGGGAGAAGAAUGUGAGGCAGCAAGGGGAAGAGUGAUAUCAAAAACUGAACGAAAGAAGCGGAAACUAGAGGAAGCUAACCAAAAGACUGAAAUUAUUAACGGGGGUGCUAAAAAAUUAAAAACUAGUACUGACGAAGCAGCAGCACCUGUACUGCAAAAACACAGAUUGAAAGAAGUAGAUUCUAGUGCUUCUGUAACUAAAGAGGCCAGCAAAACCGGAAGUGUCGGUACUGAUCGAGAAGUGGAAGUGAAGGAGGAAAUGUUUGUCUCAAUGAAGCUGGCUGUUGUACUCGAAGGUUUUCCAGAUGUCAAGAUGACGGAGGAGCAGGCGGAAGUGGUAGAGACUGUGCUUGUGAAGAGCAUUAACUUGUCUGACCAGGGGGAACCUAUCCAGUUUUCUGCAACAAACUAUGAGAAUGGAGGCUUGGUGUUCACUUGUGUGAACAGGGCGACACAAGCAUGGCUUCAAAGUACUGCUCAAAGGAUUGUUCCGUGGCCGGGAGCCAGACUACUGGUUGCUCAGGCGGAGACCACAUUGAAAGGUUCCAGGUUGAUUUUGUGGGUGGACGAGGGAAUGGGGCUGAAUAAGAAAACUUACAAGCAGAUUGUGGAAUUGUUUGAGAAGCAAAAUAAAAAUAUCUCUACUGCCAAGUGGAAAAUCCUCAAGAGAGAGGCAGAGGUAGACAAAAGGAAAAGGGUGACUCUUUGGGUCGAUGACAAAUCUUUUGAGCAUUUGAAGGCAAGGAAUUUCAAAUUAUUCCUUGGCUUAUCACAAGCUAAAUUCAUCCUGAUGUCGGAAUGGAGGAAGCUGAAUACGCAACUGCGCCGUGAACUCAAAUUUGCCGAUAGUGACUCUCGCACUUCAGACCGUCGGGUGUCGCGCACUUCAGACCGCCGCGUGUCUCGCACCUCAGACCGCCGCGUGUCCCGCACCUCAGACCGCCGCGUGUCCCGCACUUCAGACCGCCGCGUGUCCCGCACUUCAGACCGCCGCGUGUCCCGCACUUCAGACCGCCGGAUGUCCCACACUUCAGACCGUCGGGUGUCUUCGGACCGUCAGGAGCCUCGCGCUUCGGACCGUCAGGAGCCUCGCGCUUCGGACCGUCAGGAGCCUCGCGCUUCAGACCAUCGUGACUCUCGUGCUUCACACCGUCAAGAGCCUCGUGCUUUAGAUUACCUCAAAUCUAGUGCUUCGGGCCAUCACAAACCUCGUGCUUCGGGCCAUCACGAACCUCGUGCUUCGGGCCAUCACGAACCUCGUGCUUCGGACCAUCGUGAGCCUCGUGCUUCGGACCAUCGUGAGCCUCGUGCUUCGGACCAUCGUGAGCCUCGUGCUUCGGACCAUCGUGAGCCUCGUGUUUCGGACCAUCGUGAGCCUCGUGCUACGGACCAUCGUGAGCAUCAUGUUUUGGACCGCCACGAGCGUCGCGCUUCUGACGGCCACGAGCGUCAUGCUUCUGACGACCACGAGCGCCGCGGUUCGGACCGGCACGAGCCUCGCGGUUCGGACCGGCACGAGCCUCGCGGUUCGGGCCGCCACGAGCCUCGCGCCUCGGACCGUCCAGAGCCUCGCACUUCUGUCCGUCGGGAGCCUCGCAUUUCAGCCCUCCUGGAGCACCGAGUGUCAGGCUGCCUGGAGCCCCGCACCUCUGGCCGCCUGGAGCCCCGUACCACCGACCUACAAGAAUAUCGUGCUUCUGACCUGUGGUCUCAUGCUUCGGACUCUCGGUGGUCUCAUGCCUCAGACUUCCUGUGGGCUCCCCCUUCCGACCAUCUGGAGCCCCGCACGUUGGGUCGUCUGGGGUCCCGCGCCUUGGCUCAUCUGGAGCCCCGCCCUAAGGACCAUCUGGAGCCCCCCUCUAUGGACCUAAUGCCCUGCUUUUCAGAGCGUUUGGGUCCCCUUGCUGCCCAACGUUUGCAGAUCCGUGCUUCAGACCAGCUUGAGCCCCGCCACGUGGACCAUCUGCUGUCCAGCAGUUCAGACCGUCUCGGCUCCCAUAAUUUACGUUUGGAAUCCUGCAUUGCAGACCACACUGAGCCUCGUGCUGCGGAUCGUAUGGCGCCCCGUUCGCUCAUCCGUCGGGGCUCGCCUUCUUUGGACAGUGUCAUACCGGGUGCCUCGUUCCUCAGGAGGUCUCCUGCUUCAGACCGUGUGGCACCCCGUACCUUGUUCCAUCGGGGGUCUCCUGCUGUGGGCCAUGUGAAGUCCCCCACUUCAGACAAUCGAAGACCCACUACUUCAGACCGUCAAAAGGCCCACUCUUUGGACCGUCAAAUGGUGUGCUCUUCUGACCGUCAGAUGGCACGCUCUAUGGGCCGACUGGUGGCCAGGUCUUCGGACCGCCAGGUGGCCAGGUCUUCAGACUGCCGGGUGGCCAGGUCUUUGGAGCGACAGGUGGACCGAUCUAUGGCGGACCGCCGGCUGGCCCGCACUUCGGCCGACCGACGGCCUGCCAAGACUUCGGCGGUCCGCCAACUAGCCCGCACUUCGGCGGACCGCCGGCUGGCCCCAACUUCGGCGGACCGUCAGCUAGCUCGCACUUCGGUAGACUGCCGGCUGGCUCGCACUUCGGCGGACCGCCGGCUGGCUCGCACUUCGGCGGACCGCCGGCUGGCUCGCACUUCGGCGGACCGCCGGCUGGCCCGCUAUUCGGCGGACCGCCGGCUGGCCCGCUAUUCGGCGGACCGCCGCCUGGCCCGCUAUUCGGCGGACCGCCGCCUGGCCCGCUCUUUGGCGGACCGCCGCCUGGCCCGCUCUUCGGCGGACCGCCGCCUGGCCCCCUCUUCGGCGGACCGCCGCCUGGCCCCCUCUUCGGCGGACCGCCGCCUGGCCCGCUCUUCGGCGGACCGCCGCCUGGCCCGCUCUUCGGCGGACCGCCGCCUGGCCCGCUCUUCGGCGGACCGCCGCCUGGCCCGCUCUUCGGCGGACCGCCGCCUGGCCCGCUCUUCGGCGGACCGCCGCCUGGCCCGCUCUUCGGCGGACCGCCGCCUGGCCCGCUCUUCGGCGGACCGCCGCCUGGCCCGCUCUUCGGCGGACCGCCGCCUGGCCCGCUCUUCGGCGGACCGCCGCCUGGCCCGCUCUUCGGCGGACCGCCGCCUGGCCCGAACUUCGGCGGACCGCCGCCUGGCCCGCUCUUCGGCGGACCGCCGCCUGGCCCGCUCUUCGGCGGACCGCCGCCUGGCCCGCUCUUCGGCGGACCGCCGCCUGGCCCGCUCUUCGGCGGACCGCCGCCUGGCCCGCUCUUCGGCGGAACGCCGCCUGGCCCGCUCUUCGGCGGAACGCCGCCUGGCCCGCUCUUCGGCGGACCGUCGUGGGUCCUUCGUCCAUCAGGGGCCUUCCACUUUGGACCAUCGGGAGCCUUCUGCUUCUUCACGCUGGGAGCCCCGUGCUUCAGAAUGUGCGCAACCUCGUGAUACAGACCGUUUUGAUCCCCGUGCUUCAGAACGCCUGGUGCUCCGUAAUUCCGACCGUUUUGAUCCCCGUGUUUCUGAAUGCCCACUGUCGCGCACUUCGGACCGUUUUGAUCCUCGCGCCUCAGAACGCCUUCUGGCCCGCACUUCAGACCGUCUCAAGCAGCACACUUCUGAUCGUCCUGAGCUCCGCACUCCUGCCCAUCAGGAGCUCCGCACGUCUGACCGUCGGGAUCCCCGCGGUUCUGACAGUCGGGAGCCCCGCGGUUCUGACAGUCGGGAGCCCCGCGGUUCUGACAGUCGGGAGCCCCGUGAUUCUGACAGUCGGGAGCCCCGCGGUUCUGACCAUCGGGAAGGCCGUGUUUCUGACCGUCGAGAGCCCGGCACUUCUGACCGUCGGUUGCCUCGAGAGAGUGAUUACAGUGUCCCAGAUCAAUCUCGGCUUCGUAAGAGAAUGUCUGUACUUUCGGAUCCCCUUUCACCUAAAAGGACGAGGUAUACAGCUUCGUAUUUGAUGCCAUCUUUUGAUUCCAGGCAGAUGACUCCAAGCCGUGAUAAGUCUGAGAACUCGAGGUUCAAAGAUUCAGAUCAACUAUUAUCUCGUGACUCAAGAUUCAGAGGCUCGGGUGAGUCGCCUAUCCAGGAAUCCAGGUUUAGAGGUUCAGAUCUCUGGAUGAGAAGACAGAUUUGAGAAUGCUGAUUCUCCGUACCCUCGUCAGUCUAGUUUAAGAUCAUCCUGACCGUAAUGUUACAGAGAAUUUGACAAUAUACUUUCUCGCAUGUCCGUUUUCCGGAAGGACUAACAUUCAGGUUCAAAUCUCCACCGCAGCUUCAGACGAGUUGGCCAAAUUUUUAUUUCUCGAGGUGUUGAGAUUCUAGCAGUGACAAUAGGUAGAUAUACUUUUGAUUUGCAGUUACAGAUAGCGGAUUUUUAGUGCAGCAUCUAACAUUCCAAAUUGUGGGACGGUGUUGAUUAAUGCUGAAAUAAUUUUAGUGUUCAGUUGGUACGCACUGUGUAAUGCUAGACUUACACUUGUAUUUCCAUGAGCUCCAAUUUUGCCAAUAAUCCAAAAUAUCACACGGGAAUAUACUUUGAAUUCAGUGUGUUUAUUUUGUUUAAAUUCUGUUAGAUGUGAGUGCCUGUUGAUGUGUUACUUGUGAACAGGCCUGUCCACUUGCUAUUAAUAGCAGAAGUUUUUAAGCAUGUUAAUAACAUGUUUGUCUCAAGUUUUUCGUGGUACCUUACUGAAAGGGGUAAGUUUAAGGAAGUAUUUUGCAGAUUGUAUACAUCGAGUGACAAGAGUUACAUACUGUCCUUAUAAAGAGUGUCAACAUUUAAUAUUGAGUUCAAUGUUACGAGCAUUGUGUAAAGCUAUUUGUUUAAAUGUCCAGACUGUGGUUGCUGUGAGUGUGUGUAUGCAUUUUCUUUAUUUGAACAUUUUUGUCAUUCAGAAUUUGUAUAUCACAAUUUUUAUGCUGCGUAAAAUUAAAAAAAAAUGGUACUGUUUAUGAAUAAACAACAAAUGAGAAAUACA
Messenger RNA from Schistocerca gregaria, 8981 nucleotides. RefSeq lists its product as uncharacterized. The record is from RefSeq and is a predicted model, not a curated record. The coding region runs from base 3986 to 8137 and encodes 1383 amino acids. The transcript has a single exon. NCBI's taxonomy places the organism in Eukaryota, Metazoa, Arthropoda, Insecta, Orthoptera, Acrididae.